CGCACCGAACCCGGGAAAAGUUCACGGUUUAAAGCUGACAGAACUACCUGACAUAGAGAACAUAGCAGCCAUGUCGCAGCGGACGAGGAGCUCUGGAUUUGACAGCGCUCAGUCUCGCUACUACUGAGCGCGCGCGCGCGAGUAAACAGGGGGAAAGGGCUGCGUCGCCCGCCCCCCCCUUCUUCUGGCUUGUGAGUGGAUAUCGCCUCCCCGAUGGACAGUCAACGGGGCUUUUACGAGAUGGAGAACCCGGCGGAGAACCCCAGCAAGGCGGUGGAGUACCUCGCGGAGCUGAACAAGAUCAUCGAGACGCAGCAGGGGCUGCUGGAGAAGCAGCGGGUCCGGAUCGAGGAGCUGGAGCUCCAGGUGACGGACCUCUGCAAGGAGAACGUGUGCCUGAAGGACCAGCACCAGCGGCACCUGGCCACCUGCAGACUUCAGCAGGGCAACCACUCUGCCCUGGUCGCCAUCAAGGAGAACGCGGCGCAGGAAAAAUCUGAAAGCGGAUGUUCAAGAAGUGUCAGGCGACACACCUCAUUGCCCGUAGAAGUCUCAGAGAUCCCUCUAAACCUUAUUGACCCAUCGUGUCGAAGAAGUUACCCCUGUCGCAAAUGGAAGUCUGCAUCUUUCGGUGUGGAAGGUGAUGCUGCAGGCAGCGAGGUGGGCGCCUCCCUGGACCCCGGCGGUGGCUACAGCUGCAUCCCAGUGACCCACAGCGGCGGGCUGGGCCCCGACCACCUGGACAACCAGCUCUACGGACACAUCCUGCUGCCCGGCCACUUGCGGCCCCGCCGACCCAAGCUCCCACACUCCCAGUCCAUCCUCCGCAAGCAGGCAGAGGAGGAGGCCAUCAAGCGCUCCCGCUCGCUGUCGGAGAGCUAUGAGCUCUCAGCGGACCUGCAGGACAAGCAGGUGGAGAUGCUAGAGCGUAAAUAUGGUGGCCGUUUCAUAACCCGGCAUGCAGCCCGCACCAUCCAGACAGCCUUCCGCCAGUACCAGAUGAACAAGAACUUUGAGCGUCUCAGAAGUUCUAUGUCUGAGAACCGUAUGUCCAGGCGGAUCGUCCUAUCCAAUAUGAGAAUGCAGUUUUCCUUUGAAGGACCUGAAAAAGUCCACAGCUCCUACUUCGAGGGAAAGCAGGUCUCACUAACUGAUGACGGCACCAAAAUGGGUGCCCUCGUGCAGUCGGAGCACGGCGGGGAGAUGGGCCUGCAGGCCAAGACCCCCACCACGCAGAGCGACUUCACAGACGCUAUCACAGAACUAGAAGAUGCCUUCUCCAGGCAGGUCAAAUCUCUAGCUGAGUCCAUCGACGAUGCGCUAAACUGUCGCGGUCAGCAUGGUGACGACAACCAGUCGGAGCCGGGGAGAAGCCACCACGACAUGGACAGGGAGGUCAGCUGCCAGGUGAAACCCGCCCACGGGGCUUCGGAACACCGCAAACUGGAUGAGAUGACGGCGUCUUACAGUGACGUUACCCUUUACAUCGAUGAAGAAGAACUGUCGCCACCACUGCCCCCGUCUCAAUCUGUGGACCGCACCUCCAGCACCGAAUCUGACUUGCGUCAGCGUUCCCUCAACUCUUCCCAGGACUACUGGUCACUGGCUCAUAAGGAUGAAAAGGGGGACACGGACACCAGCUGCCGAAGUACACCAUCUCUGGAGUACCAAGAGCAGCGCUUGCGAGUGGACCACCUCCCCUUACUGACCAUUGAGCCUCCGAGCGACAGCUCGGUGGAGCUCAGUGAUCGCUCUGACCGCAGCUCCUCGAAGAGACCGAACGCCUCCGACCGGACUCUCGGCAAACAGCAGAACAGCCCCAAGCACAUCGGCCACAGUCUGCCCCCCCGAGGGCCUUCCAGAGACGAGGACGCCCCGCGCCAUCGGCCGCGGCAACUGGAGGCCCACCUGGCCAUCAACGGCACCGCCAACCGGCAGAGCAAGUCGGAGUCCGAUUACUCCGACGGCGACAACGACAGCAUCAACAGCACGUCCAACUCCAACGACACCAUCAACUGCAGCUCCGAGUCCUCGUCCAGGGACAGCCUGAGGGAGCAGACGCUCAGCAAGCAGACGUACCACAAAGAGACUCGCAACAGCUGGGACUCGCCUGCGUUCAGUAACGACCUCAUUCGCAAGAGGCACUACCGCAUCGGCCUCAAUCUCUUCAACAAGAAACCAGAAAAAGGCAUCCAGUAUCUGAUAGAGCGAAACUUUGUUCCGGACACUCCAGUGGGUGUGGCCCACUUCCUGCUCCAGAGGAAAGGCUUGAGUCGGCAGAUGAUCGGCGAGUUCUUGGGCAACAGACAGAAACAAUUCAACCGAGAUGUCCUCGACUGUGUGGUGGAUGAAAUGGACUUCUCGGCUAUGGAGCUGGACGAAGCACUCAGGAAAUUCCAGGCACACAUCAGAGUGCAAGGAGAAGCACAGAAGGUGGAGCGACUCAUAGAGGCCUAUAGCCAACGCUACUGCAUCUGCAACCCCGGCGUGGUGCGGCAGUUCAGGAACCCCGACACCAUCUUCAUCCUGGCCUUCGCCAUCAUCCUCCUCAACACGGACAUGUACAGCCCCAACGUCAAGCUGGAGAAGAAGAUGAAGCUGGAGGACUUUGUCAAGAAUCUUCGAGGAGUGGACGACGGGGAAGACAUCCCCCGAGAGAUGCUGGUGGGGAUUUAUGAGCGGAUCCGCAAGCGGGAGCUCAAGACCAACGAAGACCACGUGUCGCAGGUUCAGAAAGUGGAAAAACUCAUCGUAGGAAAGAAGCCGAUCGGCUCGCUACACCAUGGUCUGGGCUGUGUGCUCUCUUUACCCCACCGGAGACUGGUCUGCUACUGCAGACUUUUUGAAGUGCCCGACCCCAACAAACCUCAAAAGUUGGGCCUCCACCAAAGGGAGAUCUUCCUCUUUAACGACCUGCUGGUGGUCACCAAAAUUUUACAAAAGAAGAAGAACUCUGUGACGUACAGCUUUCGGCAGUCCUUCUCGCUUUACGGCAUGCAAGUGCUGCUCUUUGAGAACCAGUAUUAUCCCAAUGGAGUCCGUCUGACCUCAGCCAUUACCGGAGCUGACAUCAAAGUCCUCAUAAACUUCAACGCGCCCAAUCCUCAGGACCGCAAAAAGUUCACUGACGAUUUGCGAGAAUCUAUCGCUGAGAUCCAAGAGAUGGAGAAGUACCGGAUAGAAUCUGAGCUGGAGAAGCAGAAGGGCGUGGUGAGGCCCAGCAUGGCCCAGAAGAAGGAAACGGGCAACGGCAACCUGAGCCGAGGGAGCCUCGACGACAGCUACGCCACCGGCGAGGGUUUGAAGAGGAGCGCCCUCAGCAGCUCCCUACGUGACCUCUCGGAUGCAGGCAAGCGUGGGAGACGCAGCAGUGCGGGAUCACUAGACAGCAAUAUGGAAGGGUCCAUCAUUAGCAGCCCCCACAUGCGCCGGAGGACCCCCUCGGCCCGAGACUGCCCGUCCCGCCACAGCGGCCAGUCGCUGCCCAACUGCUCCUCGCUGCUCGGAACGCUGUUCGGCACCCGGCGGGUGAAGUCCCCCAGCCCCACCCCACAGGCGCUGCACCCCACCCUCAUCUCUCACACCCCUCACCCCGCCAACCUGCACCACACGGCCCGGUCGGAGACUGACGCGCCGGCCUCCGCCCACCACGGCCAGUUCUGCCCCGUGACCCAGAACCCCCCGCCUUACCACCACCACCACCACUACCACCCGCCGGCCCACCUGCAGCACCCGCCGCACCAGUACCACCCGCCGGCGUCUCACGGCCAGCAGCCGGCCUACCCGCCCCACGGCCACGGGGGUCAUCCGCCGCACCCCGCCCACGGGCCCCACCACCACGGCCCGCCGCCGCCCUCUCAGGCUCCCAGCAGCACCAAGCCCAAACACAGCGGCAUCAGCACGGUGGUCUGAUGUGUGCGCGGGGGGGGGGGGGGAAGGGCCUCUCUGACUGAACUUUUUUUAAUCCGAGGCUCUCGCACUGUGCAUCCGCCGGCCCGGGGAUGUGAGGCCAGACGAGAUCCUGUGCCUCCUUUUGGCGUUUCAUUUUUAUUUCAUUCUUUUACGCUCGGGGCAGCGUAUUCAAUACAAACACAUUUCCUCUGCGGUCGCUUCCUUUCGUUUCAUCUCACAGGUCACGCCUGGCUGCCUCGAGGGCAGCGGACAACGACGCAAGAGCAUGCACAAAGACCACAACUACUGUUUCUCCUCAGUAAAGUGAAGCGACACAAAUAUCUUGCCCACUGGUAAUUUACAGAAGAUUUAACCUAGUGUGUGGGGGAGUGGGGGGGGGGGACUGAACGGUCAGAGGCCGUAAGUAGCGUACCAGUAUUUAAUGUAGCGGUAGCUCACAGUGCACUGUGAUAUCUGUUGGCAGUGAUACAUGUGCCAAUUAUGGAAGCAUUUACUAAUUUAGUCACGGCAAUUGCUUUGUGUAUAUUGUGCAUAGUGUUUUGUAAAAUGAUAAUUAUCAACUGUUAUUGUUAUAGUUAUUAUUACAGAACAAAAGCCACGUCGAUUAUAACUCAGUAUAUUAUACUGGCACAAAGGUGGCGUGUGUUACGGAACCGACCGGAGCUUUUGUGAGCGAGGCAGUGAGCGGGGACACCGCUGUGCACGGUUGCCUUUGAGCGAGGUCGAGGGCCGCUGCACACAUUGCACGCCGCCGGCCUUUAAAAUGCGGCGAAUACAGAGUCUGCGCAAACCGCGUGCUCAGCGUCUCCCCUGCAUGUGGAAGCUCUCAGCUGGCUGAGUAGUCCACUCUUCGGUUUCACGGAGCGGCCGAGCGCCGUCCGCUUACCCCCGUCCGUCUCGCGACUGCGUGGCAGAAAAUCAAUAAUUAUCAGCGUGCGAUGGUCGAAGGCGCUCGCGACGCCUCGCUCUGCUCACCGCGAAUGGCAGUUUUUACAUCAAUCCCCCUUCUGACAUAUUAGCGCGGGGUGGGGGGGGGGGGGGGGGGGCGAGAGCAUAUUUAGUGACGGACGGCACUCGUUCUACUCAGUUGAUAUCGAUGGCAGAAGUUCGAGUCUCAAUCUGGUUGAAGACUAUGAGAUGGAUUUAUUUACUUUUUUACUUGUAUGUGCAAUAUGUAUUCACUUUUUUGUGUCUCAGAGCUAUUUCACUCCGGUGGUUGUUUUCCAUUUCAUUUGGUUCUGUCUUCUCUACCCUCCCCCGCCCCACAAAACCUUUGGUCAUUUCUCCCCUCAUGUUUCGGUCAAGUAUCUACAUGGACUCGGAGGGACUGGACCUUCCACGCUGAUCAAUAAUUUUGCAUGUGACGAUGUCUUUCCAGGCUAUUUCCUCACUGUCGUGUAUUCCCGAACUAUAUCAGUGUUGCAGUCGACAGUUGUUUAAAAACGAGAAAGGAAUUAAUGGUAGAAUAGUUUAGACUUGUUUGCGAUUGCAAGCUAACGGAAGUCUACGACGUGUUUGUGUCACAACGGCGUCCGUGUUAGUUUCCUGAUGCACGCCAAUGGUUCGCCGGAUCUGUGGCGUACAACAGCAGUUGAAGCUGUGGGGGGGGGGAGGUAGAGCGGGCGUGACACGAGACCGAGCCCCGUCACCUGGAAGUCAGAGCGGUGAUGGGCAGAACGAAUCGGAACUCGCUUUUCUCCGUAAUUUAGCAUCCGUGUCCAUCAAUGGCUCACACGCCGCUGUCCAGUGACAUCCAGUAGAUCAGUGAAUACAUCUAUCGCCAUGGUUUCAGGUUAUCGAGGCACCAAGAGUUGUUAGACUCUGUAACUAAUUUGAUUCAUCGAUAAAGUGAACUGACCAUUAAAAUACGGAAGCAGAAUGCGGACGUGCUAUCAAUUUCUUUUUUCUUGCCGUUAUCUCGAUAUCGCCAGUUAAUUGUUUUUGUAAUGUCGAGAAAACAAACUUUCCCCUAUAGAGAUAACAAGUUAAUUAUCCUUUUUAGAUACAGUAUUUUUAUAUUAUAUUUUCUUAUUCACAGGCUUCUUUACGGUCUACGGUCAGCUCGUCAUUGAGCGGUAGCGUCAGUUAGAGUGCGCUGGUUAAAUCCAUUGUUCUCCUUGUCUCUGAUAAACAUUAGAAUCAUUAGGAGGAAGCAACCUUUUUUUGUUUUCCCGAGAUAACAAGUCGAUUCUUCCGUGGAAAAGAUAAAAAAAAUUCUGGAGAUAACGGCAUUGAAGAAAAAAAAAUGCUAGCUUUAAAUGCAUUUAUAAUGGAUGAAUGAUUUGCUUUACACAUCAAUAAUAAGCCAUUCAUAAGGACAUCUUUUGGGUCCCCUUUAGCUGGUGUUAAAAACCUCCAGUAAAUGUUAUUAUUGUCUAGUUCACAUUACACGACGACCUUAGCCCUUACAUUUAAUUCCUAUAUUUAUUUUUGAAACAAAAUCAAAGGCAAAUUGGAGUUUGCUCUGCGCGUGCGCAUCGACGCUCAAGCGUUACGCGUGAACUGUUCUGUUUAUCAACAGCUCAUUCCUGAUGUAUGAAACUUUAGUGAAGUGUGAUUCACCGUUAUAAAGUAGUGAGCUACCACCUUAAAAACCCUUAAUAAAUGGGUGCCAUGUUAGACAGUAUUUGCCAUGAUCCAGAAUGUAUUCAGCCGGCUUUAUGUACGGCUACCCUAAAACCUAACAUUUGAGUUUGACUGUAAAUCUAUCAAAGAUACGGCGUUUAAUCCAGCAUAGUUUAGGUUGCUAUGGAGUCACAAAAGUGCCAAUGCAGCAUGGUCAUUACAUUUGAAAUCCGCUUUGUACCUAAAUAAAAGGUCCCAAUAAAACAACUCCCACAGUUGACCGACCGCAAACUUCUGUCUCCAGAACAAAGUCUGAUUACCGACCAGUUGUGAUGACGUUUUGGUGCAAUCGGCUACCAAGAGGAAACCUAGCUUCAUUCCAUAUUGACCCCAGAAUUACGCCCAAUCGGUAUGUUUUCAGUCACAUCCCACCAGUUCCUUCAACCGGUCCAGAUCCCGUGCGAGGUGCUUUGUCGCAUGCCAUUGAUGCCUACCGUUUCUUUUCUUUCUCUCUCUUUGUUUUUGUGUGGUUCUAUCGCGCGGUGGGCUUGACUCGCCCCUAAACUUUCAAGUAGCUUUGAUUUCUCUGACCGAUGCUUGUUUAAUUUUUGAGAGAUUUCUGACUCCUACUAGCGUGUCUUUUCAUGUCAAGUUGUCAUCUUACCCCCGGCAUGCAUUUCACCUCUCUAUCUCCACUGUACAGUACAAAGACAAGGCGAUAUACUGCUGGGUGUAAAUAGCAAAUCCAUCUUUGGUGGGUGGGGGGGGGGGGGCUGAGGUAAGUUGGUGAAGUGGCGACAUUUUACGGGUGCGUGGGUAGCAAAAACCAAUGAGAAGGACAUAUGUAAAUAGCCUGUAAAUAAUGAUAAUUAUUAUUACUACUACUGCUCUGUGUCUGCAGUUCCAUCAAAGGUGCAUUCCUGCUCCCCUCUGAUAUUUACAUAAUCAUCAACUGCUUUCUCUCUGCCUCUUGACCGGAACUGAAUUAUCGUAGGGAUGUAGAGCCGGCUGUUACACGGUAAACGCGGCUUCCGGCUAAUUUUUUCCGGAAACGCUCCUGUUCUCCCGCACUCACGGCCCACUUUUAGGAGGUCGAAUGGAAGGGAGGAGUGCUCCUUAUUUUAUUACGCAUUCUGUUUCUAAGUAGACAAAACCCUAUCGAUGUAAAACUAGUACUGUGACAAUGUUGAGAAACGCAAAAUAAAACAAUAUAUUGUAAAACCUGA
This is a messenger RNA of Pseudoliparis swirei, 7703 nucleotides long. It is a transcript of the gene iqsec1b, whose product is annotated as IQ motif and Sec7 domain ArfGEF 1b. Gene Ontology annotation, biological process: actin cytoskeleton organization; regulation of ARF protein signal transduction. The coding region runs from base 214 to 3912 and encodes 1232 amino acids. The transcript is spliced from 16 exons. Gene Ontology annotation, molecular function: protein binding; guanyl-nucleotide exchange factor activity. The record is from RefSeq and is a predicted model, not a curated record. NCBI's taxonomy places the organism in Eukaryota, Metazoa, Chordata, Actinopteri, Perciformes, Liparidae.